AUGCGUCGGGGAUUUAGAGCGGCGUCAAUGGCGUGUGCACAGCCGUGCCAGGCAGUGCCGCUAUUUUCUCCGUUUGGUGAAAACCUCCACAUGUGGCGUUUCUCAGCGCUGGCAUUGCACCACCAACAGCAAUUCCGACGCCUGGCGUCGCUGGUGGCCGGAGGGGCGAGGGACGACAAAAAGACCCUUGUUGCCUGCUCCGUUGUUGCCCACCAACGCCCCGUGUUGGCCUCCCCCACACAAGUCGUGGAUGUCACGUUCUGUGCGACGGGGGUAAAUCACGCCCUCCAUCGCCAAUUCAACGCCGGCAAAACGCUUAAAGGUAUUCUUAAGGGAUGCGCAGAGCAGAACGCGCUUGGCGUCGCAGCUGCAAGUGGUCAACGCUAUUCGGCAAUCACCGACGUGUAUUUAUACGCAUUACCUCCGCAGAAGCCGUGCCCACUCCAUGCCAGCAACAACUUGCACAGUCAUCCCGGUCAUGGAACCAAACCCGUUGAUGAAACCAAUUGCGUUUAUCCAAUAGAAUCCCUAAAAGGGACUGUGUUUCCCUGCCCGGAGUGCUGGCGAAAUCUCUCCACCGUAGCAGAAAUGCGGCACGAUGACGGAGAGGAGGGGCCGUUGAACUUGUUUGUGCAAGCACAAAAUGAGACUUCAGCUAUGUGGAGUGUUUCUGUCGCCAGGAGAUGCCUGAUGUCUUCUCCAACCCCUGCGAUAGUUGUCACAAUAGUGCUCCCCGAAUAA
Messenger RNA from Trypanosoma cruzi, 741 nucleotides. RefSeq lists its product as uncharacterized. Bases 1 to 741 code for a protein of 246 amino acids. Lineage: Eukaryota; Euglenozoa; Kinetoplastea; Trypanosomatida; Trypanosomatidae. The transcript has a single exon. The record is from RefSeq and is a predicted model, not a curated record.